AAAUACGAUUCAUACUUAGGUGCAAAUUUUUCCUAUUUUAUAUUGAAACGUAUCGACAUAAAUAAUAUUGACAUUGGCAAUAUCGUUCGAGUGAAAUAUAAAGAGGAUUUCGUCUCAUCAAAGCAAACAAACAAAUUUGUGACAACAAUUAAUAUGAUCCUGUAUUACUUCCUGUUAGAUUUGUAAGCAAAAUUUCAGUGUUAAUAAUGGGUAAAGUGACUGUAACUCUUAUAGGACUAUUAAAUGUGAUUAGAAAUUAUAGUUUAAUGUUCAAGACAUGCUAAAACCAACAUCUUCGUCAGAUUCAUGGGAAUUUCCUUGGAAUGGUAAAAUGAGAAAAAAUCGACCGUUAACGGUACCGCCGAGUCAAAGUGGUAGACAAAUAGGAGAAAUUUGUUUCAUGUUAUGUUUUUUAGCUGUUCUUAUGCUCAGUUCAAGUUUAUCCUUAAUCGGUCUGUCUAUUUGGUCGUUAGUAAUUAAAGCAGUAAAUUACCGUUACUUGUUGGAUAUAAAGGUAGAUAUACCGUAUUUUAGCUUACCGGCGGCUUUUUUACUUUUACCUGGAUUUUGGAUAUCUGCAUCGUCACACAACACCAGGAAAAGAUUAAUAUCUACGUAUUUGCUUUUGAUAAUUAUAACGCUUUCGAGUAUUUUGUUAAUAACUGGCUCAUCUAUAGGAUUAAAUUAUACGGUGAAAACGGAAAAUGGAUAUAACCAAAUAUAUUCUUCCUUGGAAAAUAGCGAUUUGAAUAAAUCCGUCAGUUUUUCUUUUUUGAGAUAUAAUACAAGCGAAGAUGAUAAGUAUGCGUGGGAUCGAAUGCAACAACGUUUAGAAUGUUGCGGAAUUUCCAAUUACCACGACUGGGAAACCGUGGGAUUGGAUAUUCCAAAUUCUUGUUGUAAUGAAGAUGAAUGUACAGCGGAAACAUCUUUCGGCAGGUCCUGUUUGGAUUCGAUGAGUAGAGAUUUAGUAUGGCACCAGAAUAUUUUAAAAUCUCAGUGUUACAUUAUGGCAGUUGUACAAAUUGGAACUGGAGCCGUUUCUCUUUUAGUUUAUUUCGCGGGCCGUUUUUCAAACUGAUAUUUGACACCUUGUAUAUAAUUUACCAUUAAUAAAAUUUUGUUGAGUA
Molecule: messenger RNA, 1130 nt
Organism: Diorhabda carinulata
Lineage: Eukaryota; Metazoa; Arthropoda; Insecta; Coleoptera; Chrysomelidae
Product: tetraspanin-6-like
Exons: 6
Coding region: 278-1081 (267 amino acids)
Cellular component (GO): membrane
Source: RefSeq, a predicted model, not a curated record